AUGGCGACGAGCAUCGCCGUCAAGCCAGACGGUACCCCUCUCAGCCAGUCAUCUUUGGCCGAUGUCAAGGAGCUGUGGUCGACCAGCAAGGCAAAGUCGAAGCACGGCGAGUCUCGCUUGUUCUAUGGCGUUGGUGACAGGAAGCAGACUGUCCUUGCACUCGGGGUCGGGGAGAAGGAGCCCAAGACAGAGUAUGAGAAGAGAGAAGUCUCCCGCAAGCUCGCCGCCACGGCCGCAAAGCAACUCAGAGAUCAUGAGGAGUCGAUCAAGAUCGAUCCGGUCUACUCGGCCCAUGCUGCAGCAACGGGCGCUCAUCUCGCACUGUUUGCCUGGAACCUCAAAACGUCGGACAAGGCAAAGACUGCCCUCGCUACUGCCAAGGCUGCCAAGCUCGAGCUUGCAAGUGACGCAUCCAUCCAGCCUUUGUCAAUCGAUGUCGGUCUCGAUUGGCAAACGGGCAAGAUCUACUCUGAGGCCCAGAAUCUCUGCAGAGAGCUUCAGGAGCUGCCAGCCAAUCUCUGCACGCCUACUGUGUUCUGCGAGCGCGCCCAGGAACUCUUCAAGGGCCAUGCCAACGUCACCCUGAACGUCCAUGAUGCAGAAUGGGCAAAGAAAGAACGCAUGAAUAUGUUCCUCAGUGUGGCCGCCGGCUCGGACGAGCCUUGCAGAUUCCUCGAAAUCAUCUACGAAGGCGCAGUGGACAAGCAGCCUAUCGCCUUUGUUGGCAAAGGCAUCACCUUUGACUCGGGCGGUAUCUCCCUCAAGCCAGGUGCAGAUAUGAAAGCGAUGCGAUCGGACAUGGGCGGGGCUGCCAAUUUACUGUCUGCCCUUCACGCUAUCGUGCAACUGAAGCUGCCUGUGAAGAUUGUCUUCGUUACGCCCCUCACCGAGAAUAUGCCGAGCGGAAAGGCUACGAAACCGGGCGACAUCAUCACCGCUCGCUCCGGCAAGACAGUCGAAGUCGACAACACUGAUGCCGAAGGUCGGCUUGUGCUCGGAGACGCGCUCGACUAUGUCGCAACGACCUAUCAUCCUUCCACGAUUAUCGACGCGGCCACACUGACGGGAGCAGCGAUGAUCGCGCUUGGACAAGUCUAUGCAGCCGUGUAUGCAAGUUCAGACGACCUCUGGCACGAACUCGAGGCGGCUGGCAGAGCAGAGCAUGACCGCUUUUGGCGCAUGCCACUGGACGAUGAGUAUCUCAACUGGAUAAAUCAUACUGGCGCAGAUCUUUGCAACACAGGCGGCCGCUACGGAGGCAGUAUCACUGCGGCCAUGUUUCUGCGUGAGCACGUGGCAGGCUUAGCCUGCAAUUCGAAAGAUAAAGAACCAACCGAUACGGUGCGCUGGGCUCACAUCGACACGGCGCCGGUCAUGCAGUAUACAAAGGCGCUAAACGAUUACGAACGUGUCGGUAUGAGCGGUCGUCCUGUAAGAGCCAUCAUCGAAUGGGCGCGACAGCAGUCGCAGCGAUGA
Messenger RNA from Mixia osmundae IAM 14324, 1476 nucleotides. RefSeq lists its product as uncharacterized. Lineage: Eukaryota; Fungi; Basidiomycota; Mixiomycetes; Mixiales; Mixiaceae. Gene Ontology annotation, biological process: proteolysis. The record is from RefSeq and is a predicted model, not a curated record. The transcript has 3 exons. Gene Ontology annotation, molecular function: metalloaminopeptidase activity; manganese ion binding. Bases 1 to 1476 code for a protein of 491 amino acids. Gene Ontology annotation, cellular component: cytoplasm.